GUGAUCUUGUUUAGACGUUUUUCUUGAGAUUUCUUCUGUGCGAGAGGCUGCCCGUUGAGUGCGGGUUUCUUUUUGUUUAUUUUCCCAGAGUCCUUCGUGCUUGAGAGCUGUCUGACAAAUUUGCUCUAUCAUUAUUGUUGCCGGUUCGGUGUCUGGUGUGAAAUUGUCGUUUUGUUGCGUGACACAGUCUCUUAUCGCGCAGAUUUAAUUGAUGUCGCUAAUUUAGUGUUUUUUGCGAAACUGCAGUGAGGAGGGAAGCGUUCUGCACGCAAUUGGAUUAAAUGUUGUGGAUGCGUCCCAUCGGUACAGCAUCGAUUUUAGAUUUUAUGGGAUUCCUGGGCUUGUGAUGUUGCUCGAACUAGAGGCUUAGUGCUCGGUCCUGACUUCAAGUUGAUCCUUUUUUGUGACUUUGGGUGUGUAAUACGUAAUGAGUGUGACUUUUGUGAUUGCAACAGAAUACGCUCCCGGUUGGUUGUAGUGUGACUAAAUGAACCAAGUUGCAAUUGUGCCCAACCCCUGAGUAGAGAAAUCACAUAAUUUAACAACAUUUAUGAUAAAAUCUUCAGGAAUGACAGUGACUGGUAUCCGUGCAAUAAUGACGAGCCCGACGGUUCCACCGCAGCAGAAAAGUUCACGAAUUAGUAAUUUCAGUGUCGCCAGCCUCCUAGCGGACACUCGACCCAAAAGCCCACCGGAGCCAGCGGACGUGAUGCUCCCCACAAAUCUGUCCGCCCAUCACCUCAACCACCUCGCCCCGCCACAUCAGAACAGCAGAAACAGCAGUAGUCCACCAAAUGCUCACCAUCAUCUGCAUCACACAAACCUUAAUCACCACAGUCAUCUUCUUAGUCACCAACCCCCAGCGCCCAGUUCGUCACCUGUCUCCUCCAUCCAAGAAACAAGUAGUAUUAGUACGAAAAAUGAAAGACACACUCCACAAAGUUCAGCGGAAUCUGAAGUGGACUAUGACUCGAAUCAGGAGGAAGAGGACUCGAUUGUGGACAUUGAGGAUAUGAAUAUGAAUGAUUCGCGAUCGACACCAGGUCACGAUAGUAAAUCACCGCCUGUUCCAACAAGUGUCUCUGCAGCGGCGGCUGUGACCGCGGCAGCUGCAGCAGCUUCAUCCCAGCUUCUUGCCACACCCGCCGCAGCUCUCGCAGGACAUGUUCCAAUCAGGCCGACCCCGUUUAGUGCGCUCGCGGCUGCAGCGGCAGCGUGGGGCGGAAUCGGCGGUGGUGUACCCUGGCCAGCAGCGGCAGCAGCAAGACAGAUGCCCCCCUUUGGACCGCCCGGAUUGUUUCCUGGUCAAGGAUUCGGACCCGGCGGAGUUGGUGGAGACAAUGCAGAAGGGCCUCGUAUAAAAUGUAAUUUACGUAAGCACAAGCCAAAUCGGAAGCCACGUACUCCAUUUACAACGCAACAAUUGCUUUCUUUAGAAAAGAAAUUCCGCGAAAAGCAAUAUCUAAGCAUAGCAGAACGAGCUGAAUUCUCAUCGUCGUUAAGAUUAACUGAAACACAGGUGAAGAUAUGGUUUCAAAAUCGACGAGCUAAAGCGAAACGACUGCAAGAAGCUGAAUUAGAAAAAAUUAAGAUGGCUGCAUUGGGACGAGGUGCGCCUGGUGCUCAGCUUUAUAUGGGCUAUUUUCAUCCCAGUUUAAUGCAUUUAGGAUAGAAGCCAGUGUCUAUAUCAGUAAUAAUAACUUAAGAUAAUAAGAUAUAUUAAAAAAAAGAUUUAUAUGUAUUUGUGAAUAAUUUCUUUUAAAUAAAUAAUGUGUAAAUACAUGAUUGAACAAAUAAAAAAAACACAGACAAGCCUACAAACGAUUUUGCUACGAGAAGUGAAUAAAUGUUCUUGCGAGAUGUUCCUUUAGUUAAAAUUUUGAAACCUCCCUUCAGACUUUCCUCAGUGAUCUGUUUUUCUACUCUGAAAAAUUAACUCCAUUUAGUACUAAUUCGGUAUUCCUUCUUGAAUUUAUAAUGAGAACUAAAAAACCGAACAUUGUACAACAUAAUUCAUGCAAUCUUUUCUAUGGGGAGAUAAAAUACUUUAGAUGAGCCUUGUUCAAACUCAGAUACUUUUUUAUUUCUGCAAUAAUAUUACGUUUUUGUAAGCGACCCCCUAAUCUAAUAAAAUUCCAGAGAAAUACUCUUAAUACCAAGAUUCAAAUUUAUAUUUGCCAACCUUACAUACAUAUGUCGAAUUGAGAAGCUCAUUCGCAAAAGGUGCUAAAUCUACUUUAUGAAAUUUACAGAUUUUUAUGUUUUGAAGAAACUUUUUACCUCUCGAAUUUAAUAUUAUUUCAUAAACACUAUUUUAUGUGUAAUAAUAUUAAAAAAUAUCAAGCUGAACUGUCAUUAUCAUUCCAAAUCUUAUUACUAUAUCUCAAGUCAAUUAACUGCAAAAUAAAAAUCACAUUUUCCCAGAUAUUUUCUCAGAUAGAUAUAGUACGUUUCGAAACUGAGCUUCUCAAUUGUAAAUUAAAUAAUUUAAAUUACAAUUUUCAUCUUGGCAAGAACAAACUUUAUCUCAAACGUGCUAUUUCGCAAUCUAAGUAUGCAUUGAAAACGACAAAAAAAAACAGAUAAUUUACUAGAUAUACACGCAAAGGAAUGAAUAUCUCGACUGUUAAGUAUUAGGGUCAUGCCUAAAGAACAAGUAUAAAUUUAGGUAAUUUAAUUGAAAAAAACAUACCGAAUAAGAUUCUUUUUGUAUAAUCGUUAUUUAUUUAUAUAUCCUGCCAGAAAUGAAAAAAAAGAUAUCUUCUUACUUCCCUCUUUUUGUUUUUGUAAAUAGUUUCCCAUUAAGAUAUAUUUAAAAUCUUCAGUGUUGUAAAUAUUAGCAUAAGAUAAUUUAAAAUAAAAUAGUUAUUAGUCAAAUAUGCCUAUUUUGACUAAAUACCCCCCGGCGAAAUUGUCAUUUGAAUUAUUAUUAAAUUGACAUUUUCGCGAUAAAUUUGAAAAAGAAAAAAGUAAGUUAAAUUGGUAGCGAAAACAUUUGUAAAUAAUUUAAAUCUAAUUAUGUGCGAGAUAUUAACGUAAAUAUUGAAUAUAAGACUAAAAAAACUGUAAUAGUGUUAUGAAUGUAAUUAUGAUGAAAAUUCUUAUUAUAAAUGUAAUAUUAGAAUUACGGAAAAUUGCAAGAAAUAAUUGAAUGAAUGGAAAAAAAUGUCAAA
Messenger RNA from Hermetia illucens (black soldier fly), 3173 nucleotides. It is a transcript of the gene Dr, whose product is annotated as muscle segmentation homeobox. The transcript is spliced from 2 exons. Bases 551 to 1672 code for a protein of 373 amino acids. Gene Ontology annotation, molecular function: RNA polymerase II transcription regulatory region sequence-specific DNA binding; DNA-binding transcription factor activity, RNA polymerase II-specific. Gene Ontology annotation, cellular component: nucleus. Gene Ontology annotation, biological process: embryonic morphogenesis; regulation of transcription by RNA polymerase II. Lineage: Eukaryota; Metazoa; Arthropoda; Insecta; Diptera; Stratiomyidae. The record is from RefSeq and is a predicted model, not a curated record.